CGUCUUUUAAUUGACAGUCAUACCUGACAAUGUCGUCAAAUAUAGUGAACUCUACAAUCUUCCACGUUGAUGGCUUGUGCUGUGGCGGAGAGGCCACACUAAUACGUGAAACACUAGAGCCCCUUGAGGGUGUUGUGAGCGUCAAAGUCUCCGUAGUAGAUAGACGGGCAAAGGUUGAGCACACAAGGGCAGUCGACGUAGAAACAAUCCUGAAACUGCUCAAUGACGAGUAUAUGGGUGCGCGCAUAGAACAGAACGGUGAUGUUGUAUCAGAUUCCGAAGGUCAGAGGUCCCAUUUAUGUGGUCUGAGUUAUGCCAGUUUCGCGAGAAUAUGUCUACCGAUCCUGCAAACGUCACUGUUCACGGUUGCCUGUAUUAUGUGCUGGUUAGGGUAUAUGCAUACUGCCUUUAUCUGUAGCAUCGUAUGUAUAGUCCUAUCUGGAUCCUUACUAUACAAGGCUGCUCUAUCUAUUUUGCGUCGAUUGCCCAACGCUGAGCUUUUGAUGGCCAUAGCGGUGGUCGGUAGUCUAUGUCUCGGAAACUGGCUAGAAGCCGCUUCAGUGGGUACUAUAGUAGCUGUACUGGACGCAAUUGUUUUAUAUACACAUGAGCGAGUCGAUAGAAGAUUAAACAACAGUAUUGUUGUGAAACCACCAACAGUGGACGUACCCGAGGGAGGUUCUCAAUUAGUCUCACAGUUGGUACCGGGCAGCGUGUAUGUAGCACGUGCUGGGGACGCACUACCGACCGACGGCGAAGUUAAGCAGGGAUCGGCAAAUGUGGAUGAAAGUAGUAUCACUGGUGAAGCUAUGCCUCAGCCCAAAGCUGUAGGAGAUACGGUACUGAGCGGUUCUGUGUUGACAAGUGGAUUCUUGCAGGUGGUAGCGACUAAGCCGGCGAACGAGUCCUUCGUCUCCAGAAUUGAAGAUGCGGUGUUGGAUGCGAAAAACACCCGAUCCCAAACCGACGAGCUGGUCUCACGUUUUGUCGUGUGGUAUAUGCCAACAGUGAUCCUCAUCGCCACGAUCGUUGCCUUGGUAACCAAGGAUCCUCACAAAUUCCUGGUAAUCCUGGUAGCCGGGUGCCCGUGCUCUCUUGUAGCGGCUGCGCCGUUUGUGCAGAGUGCGGCGCUGACUUUGUUGGCGAAGAAUGGCCUUCUGUUGAAGCAUUCGAGUGCGCUGGAAGACCUGGCUCGGCUCGGGCUGUUUGCCUUUGACAAGACGGGCACCCUCACCAUGGGCCAAUUCACCUUGGUAGACAUGCAGUUGGUCGAUGCGGCUACAACAGACGCCAAUGCCGCGGGUGCUGCGCCUGGUUUAGCCGGUGCGAAUGCGGAUGGCGCCGGUAUCACAUCCACCCAAAAAUGGGAGAAGGCGGAUGUGCACCGAUGGCUGGCGGCGGUGGAGGCCCGAGACUCGCACCCGUUGGCGCGUUCGCUGGUCAUGAGCUACACGGGCUGUCUGACGGCUUUCAUGGGUGUGGUGGACGGUGGCCUACCCGAGGUACAGAACUUCGAACGUCACGGCCGCGACGGAGUGAGUGGGUCGGUGUGCGAGCACGUGGUGGGGGUGGGCAAUGCAAAGUUUGUGGCCCAGCUUACGGGUACAGAGGUGCCUCCGGAGAUAGUGCUGCGUGGGGAAGGAGCCAAAGGCACCACGUGCUUGUACGUGACGGUGGAUGGGUCGUUAGCCGCCACGCUGCUACUGUCCGAUGAGGCAAGACCCGAUGCCCCGAGAGUUCUACGCACACUUCGAGACAUGGGUAUACGGCCGGUGAUGCUGACCGGCGACAAGCACAGCACAGCUGUAGAAGUGGCCAAGCACGUGGGAAUAGACGAAGUGGAUGUGUUUUCUGGGUUACUACCUGAGACGAAAGCAUCGCUGUUGUGUCGCCUGAGUGAGUUUUCGUCAGCCAAUCACGACGCGGCUUUGUACUCGCACGAGGAUAUGGCAGCCAAUGAAAACGCCCCAUUACUUCCGGUACGUAACAACUCGACAUUGGAUGGGAGUAUAUGUACACCAGAUGGCGCCAAGCACAAACCACACUCACGGUUAACAGUGGGCUUUGUGGGGGAUGGACUGAACGACUGUCCUGCGUUGGCGACGGCAAAUGUGGGUAUAGUAAUGCAGGAAGUGGGUGCGAGAGCAACCACGGACGCCGCCAUGGGGGUGAUACAAGACUCGUCUCUAGAUACGAUACCCUACGCUAUAAUCACAGCCAGACGCACACAGCGACUGGUAUUGAUGAACAUCAUACUGUCCUUGGCCAUCAAUCUGGUGGUGAUUGGCUGUGCGGCGUUCAUGCGCUUACCUCUGUGGGUUAGUGUGAUGGCGGAUAGUGUUGGAUUGCUGGCUGUGAUGCUCAAUGGGCUGUGGCCAUUGUGUUGGAACGAUGUCAGUAAAACCGUGGAGCGCAAGCAGCCUGGUAUGGUUUGAGAGAGUGUACAUGACCG
This is a messenger RNA of Sphaeroforma arctica JP610, 2452 nucleotides long. RefSeq lists its product as hypothetical. Gene Ontology annotation, cellular component: membrane. The record is from RefSeq and is a predicted model, not a curated record. Gene Ontology annotation, molecular function: ATP hydrolysis activity; ATP binding; cadmium ion transmembrane transporter activity. Bases 30 to 2435 code for a protein of 801 amino acids. The transcript is spliced from 2 exons. Lineage: Eukaryota; Ichthyosporea; Ichthyophonida.